Messenger RNA from Dimorphilus gyrociliatus, 1902 nucleotides. Lineage: Eukaryota; Metazoa; Annelida; Polychaeta; Dinophilidae. The record is from the annotation of a GenBank genome assembly.
ACUGUUUACUAGACGUUCAGAAUGGAUGAUCUUGAGGAUGAAAAUGUUGUCUAUGAGAAUUCCGUAUUUCAUCAAUAUUUUAAAGAAGCUGGAUUAGACGAUACUGAUUUAUUAUUGGAAAAAAGCGAUAUCACUCAAGGUAAAGAUAAUAAGAGAAAGUCUUUGUCAACUGCCAGUGAGAAUAUUUUUUCAAAUCUACUUAAUAAAUUUGACGAAUGGUGGACUUUCGGUUUGGACCAACAGAAAAGAGAUAUUGUUAUAAAAAAAACAAAUGAAAUUUUGGAAGCUGCUGUUCUUGAAGAAGAAGAUGAAUCGUUUAUUCGUACGUAUUCAUCAAUAAUGGUAGAAGAACAAAGAAAGCAUGGUUUUGGAAGCAAAUCCCAACCACAAGAGUACUUGAAAAGAGCAGACACUAAAAUUCCGUCAACUGGAUAUAUUACUGGAAUUCUUUUUGGAAUAAUUGCACUGUACCCAACCUUCAGAUAUUAUACUUUCUUAUUUCUUUUAGCCUUCAUAUCAUUUAAAUGGGUUUUCUAUAAGAAGGAUUCUCUAUCGGAUUUAAAUACUAUGCUAGAUUUGGUUAUUACAUUUACUCAAAGAAUUAAGAAAUUAAAACAACUUAACAAAACCUGUCUUCGGUUUCUAUUAGAGAUGGAAUUGGCUUUUAGAGGAUAUACUUUUAUUACCAGAGUAAACAAUUCAUUGGUAAAUGAGGAAAGAGCAAGAAAAUCUCUUCAAUUUGAGAAUUUAAGAAAAGUAAUAAAAGAAAAAUACAACAGUCUGGUUGAUAAUACGAGGAAGAGCACAAUCAGUUUAUUAGACGGAAUAAAUUUAUAUGAACCUUUGGACGAUGAAGGAUAUUACUUGUCUAAAAAAGAAUUGAUAUCUGUCAAUUUUGACCAGGGCAUUACUUUAUCCCAACUGAAACACCAAUCUUACAUAUUCCAAUUAUACGCUUCUCAGUAUAUUCGAAGAAUUCUUAUUAUUAUAAACACAACAUACGUACAAUGGGAUAUAGAUUGCUCAUUUAUUCAAUCUUCUCUAAACGAAUUACUGGUAAUUGUCGAUAGUCAUAUGUCAGAUAUAGAAAAAUACUAUAAAUUGUGCAAACUCGAAGAAGCUGUUGAGAAUACAAAGCAACAGAACAAUUGUGAGAGUUUGGAAAAACAUACUAAGACAGAAGAGGUUUCUGAUAUAGUGCAUAGCUUAAUAAUUCACUUACAUUCUGCUUUUAAACGAUCUCAGGAACUGGAGUCUCAAAUGGAUAACUCAUUUGAAGAUAAUAUACACGAUGAAUUAAGUGUACUUAAGUCAAUAGUAAAUUCUUGCUGCGAAUGUAUAGAUGAAGGACUUAGAAUUAUCUCAUCAGAAGAUGAUAAAGUGAAUCAGUCUAGAGAUGUCGAGCCUGAGGAGGAUUCUCCCUCAAACGAUUUACCUGGAAGAAAUGUUAUAGAAAUUUCCGCUGAAGAUGAUUUACAAGUAGAAGAUGAAGUUUUCGAAGGUGUUUCCGAACUUAAACAAGAAGAAGAUUACAAUAGCGAUACCGAUACAAGAGAAACUUGUAAAGAUCAGAAAAAACAUGCUAUAAAAAUGCUAUCUGAACUCAAAAAUGUGAUAUCCUCCCGAGCUGAUGAUAUGAAAGAAAGGGAAAAACGGGCAAUUCUUCGAAAGAAUCCAGAUGCAGAGAUUGAAGACGAAAGCGAAAAUUUUAAAGAAAGUCUAGCUGAACAUGAGAAAACUGAUAAUUCUGUGUUUGUUCCACCAUCAUUUCAUGAAAUGGAAAGCUCAGCAGGCAAUAUAACCAAGUUACUUGCAAGUCAAGCUACUCUAAUAGCUCAAAGCCAAAGACAAGUUCAAAAUGACGUCUUUGGAGAUAGUGAAAGUGAAGAUGAAGAAUCCUAA